CCUCACACCUAACCAGCCUUGCCUCUCCCGUGGACUCCGGGUGCUGCUGUGUGCCCAGGCAGCUAUCAAGGGACCUGCACUGGUGGACAACAGAGCACUGGGAUAAUUCUGCCCAGACAGGGAAAGUUGGACCCUUCCAUCCAGAAGGGAAGGAACGUGCCUCUCUUGGCCUCCCCCUGUGUCAGUCAGGAAUCAUGUGGCUGGAACUUCUUCUCGCCUCAGUGCUGGGCCUUGUCAUCUACUGGUUCGUCUCAAGGGACAAGGAAGAAACCUUGCCACUUGAAGAUGGGUGGUGGGGCCCAGGGACGAAACCUUCAGCCAGGGAAGAUGAGAGCAUCCGACCUUUCAAGGUGGAAACAUCAGAUGAAGAGAUCAAGGACUUACACCAGAGGAUUGAUGGGUUCCGUAUAACCCCACCCUUGGAGGGCAGCCGCUUCCACUAUGGCUUCAACUCCAACUACCUGAAGAAAGUUGUGUCCUAUUGGAGGAAUGAGUUUGACUGGAAGAAGCAGGUGGAGCUCCUCAACAAGUACCCUCACUUCAAGACCAAGAUUGAAGGACUGGACAUCCACUUCAUCCAUGUGAAGCCCCCCCAGCUGCCCUCAGGUCGCACCCCAAAGCCCUUGCUGAUGGUGCACGGCUGGCCUGGCUCCUUCUUCGAGUUUUACAAGAUCAUCCCACUACUAACUGACCCCAAGACCCACGGCCUGAGCGAUGAGCACGUGUUUGAAGUCAUCUGCCCCUCCAUUCCUGGCUAUGGCUUCUCAGAGGCAUCCAGCAAGAAAGGCUUCAAUACAGUGGCGGCUGCUAGGAUCUUCUACAAACUGAUGUCGAGACUGGGCUUCCAGAAAUUCUACAUUCAAGGUGGAGACUGGGGGUCCCUGAUCUGUACCAACAUGGCCCAGCUGGUCCCCAACCACGUGAAAGGCCUUCACUUGAACAUGGCUUUCAUUUCGAGAAAUAUCUACACCCCGACACUUCUCUUGGGCCGGCGUUUUGGGAGAUUUUUGGGCUAUACUGAGAGGGAUAUUGAGCUGCUGUACCCUUUGAAGGAGAAGAUUUUCUUCACCAUCAUGAGGGAGAGUGGCUACUUCCACAUCCAGGCCACCAAGCCAGACACCGUGGGCUGUGCUCUGAAUGACUCUCCUGUGGGCCUGGCUGCCUACAUCCUAGAAAAGUUCUCUACCUGGACCAAACCAGAAUACCGGGACCUGGAGGACGGAGGCCUGGAGAGGAAGUUCACCCUGGAUGAUCUGCUGACCAAUAUCAUGAUCUACUGGACAACAGGGACCAUCGUCUCCUCCCAGCGCUUCUACAAGGAGAAUCUGGGCCAGGGUAUCAUGGUCCAUAGGCAUGAGGGGAUGAAGGUCUUUGUGCCCAUGGGCUAUGCUGCCUUCCCUUGCGAGCUACUGCAUGCCCCGGAAAAGUGGGUGAAGGUGAAGUAUCCCAAGCUCAUCUCCUAUUCCUACAUGGAACGUGGGGGCCACUUUGCUGCCUUUGAAGAGCCCAGGCUUCUGGCCCAGGACAUCCACAAGUUUGUGUCCCUGGCAGAGAUACAGUGAUGAUGUUGGAGACCAAACAUGGUUUAAACAACUGUCCUAGUUCUUCCUGAGUCACCCCUGGGGAAGAUAUCCCCUUUCUGAAAAAUAAGCUUGUUUCUAUUCCCUGUCUACACUGGGAGCCCAGGUUUUCCCCCACAGAGACACCUCCCACCCUCCCAAAUGUACCACCCUACUACACACCUGUAUUAAACUAUGUGGCUUUGAUGAUAAAUGAUUUUAUUUCUAAGA
Messenger RNA from Nannospalax galili (Upper Galilee mountains blind mole rat), 1790 nucleotides. RefSeq names its product epoxide hydrolase 1. Gene Ontology annotation, molecular function: epoxide hydrolase activity. The record is from RefSeq and is a predicted model, not a curated record. Bases 195 to 1562 code for a protein of 455 amino acids. Gene Ontology annotation, biological process: epoxide metabolic process; arachidonate metabolic process. The transcript is spliced from 9 exons. Lineage: Eukaryota; Metazoa; Chordata; Mammalia; Rodentia; Spalacidae.